This is a messenger RNA of Acanthaster planci (crown-of-thorns starfish), 1746 nucleotides long. RefSeq lists its product as uncharacterized. The record is from RefSeq and is a predicted model, not a curated record. NCBI's taxonomy places the organism in Eukaryota, Metazoa, Echinodermata, Asteroidea, Valvatida, Acanthasteridae.
GCAGUGGGGUCCCUACACCAGAGAGGCGUUAGCACUGUCCAAGAGGUGUGCGUAUACUAACAGGUUGCACCGCUGCUUAUAUCCGUUUCAAACUUUCAGCUUCACACUAGUUCAGUUUUUGCCGCCUUAUGCAGGAUGUCUGACUUGAAGGAUGCAAUCGACCGACAAAAUGCUAUCUUUGAGAAGCACUUUGCCGCCAACGACAUGGAGUCCCUGAAGGGCCUGUAUACGGAAGACUGCCGGCUCAUGCCACAGGGUGCAGACACCAUGGUCGGCAACAACGUUAUCCCACAGGUGAUGGGUGGUAUGAUCUCUGCUGGUGCCACGUCUGUCAGUCUAGUGGCCGAUGAGGUUGGUCCGCUAGGAGCCUCGGCCGUCGGCAUCGGUGACCUGGUCUACGAGAGAGGCCACUACAAAUUCAGCAAGGCUGAUGGCUCCGCUGUUGCAGCGGGCAAAUACGUAGUCAUCUGGAAAAAGACCGAGGAGGGCUUCAAGUUGUACAUCGACAUCUUCAACGACAAUUGAACUGUCGAACGAACAUCUGCUAUAAUUAAGCGUGUACUUUCGAUUGAGCAUCGACAUCUGUUCGACAAGUAAAUGCGCUUUUGAACGAAUAUCGACAUCUGUAACGUCAACAAAUCACACUUUCGAAUGAACAUCGACAUAAGUGCUACGUCAAUUAAACACCAUUUCGUACGCUUGAUAUUUUCAAAAGAGCUUUUAUUUUGCUAUCGAUAGAGUCAGACAAUCAAUCAAAUCCAGAAAACAUUAUUUUCUCAUUAUCAAGUUAUUGUUUAUAAUUUAAAGGAAAUCAGGUUGCUCAAAUCAAAUUCUGUCUACCAAGAAGGAAUGAAUUUUAUUGACAUACAUUUGCAAAUUCGUUUAGGCACUUUUUUGUUUAUGGUUUUAUUUAACACGAAAAUCGAGUGCAGAAUAGGGUUACAUUUCCCCAAUUGCUCAGAAACAUGGCCAUUAUUUCCAGUAUGGAAGAUACCCUCACGUUGUAUUUUGUAAGUGCUAAAAUUCUGAGAAAAUACUAAGCUUUCAAACGGUAUUCUACGCUGAAGCAAUUCUUCUAGGACCACGUCUGCUAAAAGAAAGGUAAAUGCGCUGUCUUUUUUUCCCAGAAGAAUUGAAAUAUUGGUAUUUACAUGUUCUGCCUUAAGUCUACACACGCCCCAGAGGCGUUACUAUUCCUAACGAUCGGACACUAGACAAUUCAGUUGUUGGAUCAUUACGCCGGAUUACAUGCACAGCCUUGUGGUGUUUGGAUUAUGGUAAUGCUUGUCAUUUCUUGUAAUUUUCAUUUUUCGGCUUCUAGGUCCCCGAACACUUAAGAGGUAUUAAUACCAAUCUGUGAAUCAUAUUGCUGCCAAGGGACAUAAUUAAUGCAAAGAUGCUUGUAUUUGUUUUUUUUUUAUCUUCCUUGUGUUACUUAAUUCUGAAAACGUUUAUUAUUCUGUUGGCAGAACUUACUUGAGAAAACAUACUGAUACCCACUACGUUGAGGCUGAUAUUUUAGAUGUGGGUGCUCCCUGACGGGACAAUUAUGAAGGAAAAGCGGUCAAAGUUGGCACAAAUUUGUCUCAUCACAUGAUCAACCCGAAAGAAUGAGCCAUUUGCGAGUUAAAGUUGAAUAAAAUAUGGUAAACUGUGUCAUCUGAUUGGAUAAAAACGUAACAAUUUGAAUUCCCCAAACUAAAGACACGGUUGCUAUACCUCGUGGUUCGGGGCAAGUUUUUGCUU